Polyodon spathula (Mississippi paddlefish) is the source of this 2698-nucleotide messenger RNA. Its product is annotated as target of EGR1 protein 1-like. Gene Ontology annotation, molecular function: metal ion binding; snRNA binding; 3'-5'-RNA exonuclease activity. Gene Ontology annotation, biological process: snRNA 3'-end processing. The record is from RefSeq and is a predicted model, not a curated record. NCBI's taxonomy places the organism in Eukaryota, Metazoa, Chordata, Actinopteri, Acipenseriformes, Polyodontidae. The coding region runs from base 245 to 1846 and encodes 533 amino acids. The transcript is spliced from 7 exons. Gene Ontology annotation, cellular component: Cajal body; cytoplasm.
CGACUAGUAGUAUACCUUUUUUGUGAAAGAGUGCUCUUGAUUUGGUAACCUUUUUUCGCCUCAAUUUUCAGACAUAAUAACGACUUUAUUUCCCAUCAACUAACAACGAAACAACAAAUUAAAAUACCGUCUUUUUACUCUGUCAAUGUGCAGGAUUAUUCAGAUGCACCUUUAAUUGCAAAGGCACGAUGUUCGACAGGUACGCUGACCUGCCCCUUGCAUUUCAGCACUGAAACCUCUAAGGAUGUCUUCCAUGAUCGUCCCUGUAAUUGAUGUCCACAAUGAUAAUUUUAAAGAGCUCUGGCCAGCCAUGGUGCUGGCUAUCAAAACAUCAUCUUUCAUAGCCCUGGACACUGAAUUAAGUGGUCUUGGAUCAAGAAAGGAUUUACUGGCACAAUGUAUUGAAGAACGGUACAAAGCCAUUUGCAAUGUUGCACGGACACGCUCUAUUUUGUCCUUGGGAAUUGCCUGUUUCAAAAAGCUUCCCGACAAGGCUCCUCACACUUACCUGGUGCAGGUGUACAACCUCACCCUGCUUUGCAUGCAGGAGUAUGUGGUUGAACCGCAGUCAGUGCAGUUCCUGGUGCAGCAUGGCUUUGACUUUAACAAGCAGUAUGCCCAGGGCAUCCCAUACCGUAAAGGAAAUGACAAGGGCAGUGAUCUGCAGAGCCAAAGCAUGCGAGCGCUUUUCGUGGAGGUGAUUCAAGCACGGAAGCCCCUGGUCCUUCACAAUGGACUCAUAGACCUGGUCUUUCUCUACCAGUGUUUCUACGCUUGGCUCCCACGUCGGCUGGGAACCUUCACUGCAGACCUAUCUGAGAUCUUCCCUGCUGGCAUCUUUGACACCAAACAUGCUGCGGAAUUUGAGAUGCGCUUCAUGGCCUCCUGUCUGGAAUACACCUACAAGAAAUGGUGGGUCUCGCAGCCUUUACAGAGAAUAAUGCUACUGUUGUGUGCCAGGAAACUAAAACAGGUUCUGUUCUCCCACCUGGGACCGGGGGUGGAGAGAACGGAGUUCUGCAACUACACAGAGAGGCUGUGCACCUACAUUGACUUCCGACAGUGCACAGAGGUGGGUGGGGAGAGAGAGACUGGAGAGGAGGGACCCCCUGCCAUCUGUAUGAAGUUCUCUGCAUAUGGCUGGUGCCCCAACGGUUCACAGUGCACUCUGUCUCACAACACAGACCUCAUCAUAGUGCAAGAUGAGCAGAAAAAGAAGAGUAAGGGUCGUAAGAGGAGAAAGAACAGGAGGAAAUUCAAAGUUGCUCAGGAGGAGUCCAGGGCCCCCAAUGAGCAUGAAAGCAGCCCCCCGAACAAACAACUGUGUGUGGAGGAUCUUAAAAUGCCAGAAGACUGGGGAUCUGUGAAGGAGACAGCCUCUGCUGAUGUGGUGGAGAUCAUGAAGGAUGCACUACUAGCGAAAGAAGUGGAGAGGAAGGAUAUGAGUGAUGAGCAAGUGGUUGAGGAAGCACAGGGUUCAAAUGGGACAGUAAACAAGUCUGGGCCGCAACAGAUCUCAGGAACUGAGACUGGAGAUCAGAGUGAUGUGACGAUACCUCAAGGAGAAAAAGAAGGCAGCAAGGGGAAAGAGCAGCAGAAGGCGGCGGAGGGGGGGAUGCACAGAGCUGGGUUUGAUGCUUUCAUGACGGGAUACAUUUUUGCAUACAUCACUACAUUGAAGGCAGGAGCGGAAACUGACCCAAGUUCAGGGGCAUGUCUGCCAGACUGCCUGAACAAAGUGUACCUCAGUGGGAAAUCCAUCCCCCUGCAGAUCGUAAAAAGCAGCUUUUCUAAGUUUUCAAAAGCCCACACUCUCAAAAUGGAAUCAGUCUGGGGCAAGAGUUGAUCAAUGUAUGGGGGACAGAAAAUGCCAUACCUGUAUGUUUGAAACACUGUGAUUACCGUUCCAGGAGUUGUCGGUCUAUGAAGUUUAUUCUUGAUCUUAUUUUUGUGUUGAAUGACCUAGUUUUUCAUUUUAAAUAUAUUUAGUAUAUUUUUCCAGUGUACAUACAAUGGCACAUUUAUCUAAUGUGUAUUUGAAUUUUUGGAUUUGUUUAAGAAUCCAGUCUGAGAUUUGUUUAUUUUUUUGGUAAGUUGAUUUCAACAGGUUUUGAAUACAUAUUUCUAUUUAAAAAAAAAAAAAAAAAAAAAAAAAAGUGGUCUAGUACUUUAAACUGGGAAUGUUUUGAUUUGAUUGUACUCUGCCACUAGGUAACGGAGAAAAUGAAUUCUUAAUUUCAGGUUAAUGUUAGCCUAUUGAAAUUUAGUUAAAUUAGUUCAAGGUUAGUGCUACUCCAGGAGCUGUUUUUUCAAAACUUUUAAUAACAGCGUUACAGAUUUUUCUGGAUAACAGCGAUACAGAUUUUGUAAUCCUAUACUUUGUGAGCGAAAUUACUUUAAAAAAAGAAAAACUGAUUUUGUAAUUAUUUGUAAUCUGGAUAAAUGUAAUCCAGCAGUGACAUUUUCUGAAAAACCGGCUCAGAACAAAGUAACAAAAUCCUGCAUCACUGUUACCCAGAUUACAAGUUUUGAAAAACCAGCCCCAGGUUGGUGAAACCCUCCUGCUGACUUCCCUGAUGUUUGUUGAUAACUCUGUGUGUACAAAGCACCUCGAAAGCAAGAUGAAGUUUCAACAUUUAGUCGACUUCAUUUGAAAAUUGAACACAGUUUUUCUAGUGUUGGACAAAAAAAAAAAAAA